AUGUCUUUUAUUGAAGUUAGUAGUGAUUCUCAUUUCCCUCUUCAAAAUUUACCCUACGGGACAUUUUCAACAAACGAUAAUGCACAACCAAGAAUUGGUGUUGCGAUCGGAACGAAAAUAUUGGAUUUGUCUGUUAUUAAACAUUUAUUUGAUGGACCCCAUUUACAUGAAAAUCAAAAUGUAUUUGAAGAGGCAACACUCAAUAAAUUUAUGUCACUUGGUAAACCAGCAUGGAAAGAAGCUCGACAACGAUUACAAGAACUUUUAUCUGAUAGUUGUACAACGUUAAAAGAUAAUGAUGGAUUACGUAAAAAAGCUUUCGUCGAACAAAACGAGGCUAAAAUGCAUCUACCUGCACAAAUAGGUGAUUAUACGGAUUUUUAUUGUUCAAAAGAGCAUGCAAUGAAUGUUGGAACGAUGUUUCGCGGAAAAGAUAAUGCUCUCAAUCCAAAUUGGUUACAUCUACCAGUUGGCUAUCAUGGACGAGCUUCAUCCAUAGUUAUAACCGGAACAGAUAUUCGUCGACCCAACGGACAAACAUGUCCUGAUGAAAGUAAACCGCCAACAUUUGGCAAUUGUAAAUUACUUGAUUUUGAACUUGAAAUGGCUUGUUUUAUUGGUGGGCCAGGUAAUCAACAAGGAGAACCAAUUACAAUGGAUACAGCUGAUGAAUACAUGUUUGGUGUUGUAAUCAUGAACGACUGGUCGGCACGUGACAUACAAAAAUGGGAAUAUGUCCCAUUAGGUCCAUUUAAUGCAAAAAAUUUCGGUACAACACUUUCACCAUGGGUUGUAACAAUGGAUGCAUUAGAAAGUUCUUUAUGUGAUGGACCAAUACAAGAUCCAAAGCCAUUAUCUUAUUUAACUCGACAAGAACCAAGUACAUUCAAUAUUGAUUUACAAGUUACAUUGAAACCGAAUAAUUCUUCCAAAGACUAUAUAAUUUGCAAGUCAAAUUUAAAAUACGUUUAUUGGAGUUUAAAACAAAUGCUCGUUCAUCACACAGUAACUGGAUGUAAUUUACGACCUGGAGAUUUAUUUGCAACAGGCACAAUUAGUGGUCCCACACCUGAGUCAUAUGGGUCCAUGCUUGAAUUGUCAUGGCGUGGAACAAAACCUUUAGAAUUAGAUGAAAAUUUAACAAGAAAAUUUAUUGACGAUGGCGAUACAAUAACAAUGACGGGUUUUUAUCAAGGCGAUGGUUUUAAAAUUGGUUUUGGACAAUGUACUGGAAAGAUCAUCCCAGCAUUACCAUUGCCAAAGUGA
Rotaria socialis is the source of this 1266-nucleotide messenger RNA. The record is from the annotation of a GenBank genome assembly. Lineage: Eukaryota; Metazoa; Rotifera; Eurotatoria; Philodinida; Philodinidae.